Messenger RNA from Paraphaeosphaeria sporulosa, 366 nucleotides. RefSeq lists its product as uncharacterized. The transcript has a single exon. The record is from RefSeq and is a predicted model, not a curated record. The coding region runs from base 1 to 366 and encodes 121 amino acids. Lineage: Eukaryota; Fungi; Ascomycota; Dothideomycetes; Pleosporales; Didymosphaeriaceae.
AUGCAGUUCUCCAAGCUCCCCGCCUUCAUGCUCUUCGUCGCCGGCCGCAUCGCGACCGCCGACAUCAUGCAGACCUACUACUGGGCGGGAGCAGCCUCCCCUCCCGCAGGACGCGACGCUCCUUUUACUAUCGACUGGCAGUACAACGACGGGAACUGGCACAGGGGCGUCAACGCAGGGUACGACUACUGCAAUUUCGGUACCGGGGUCUACACGCAGGAGUACCUCUGCCUUUACACAAACAGCUGGACCGCCAGGUUCAAGUUCCAGAAUGAGGGAGAACGGUGCAUGAAGCUCAGUUCCUGCGGGGGCACGUUGUGCGGCGGGAACCCCUGCACGGCAUGCACCUGGCUGGAGGGCUGUUAG